Periophthalmus magnuspinnatus is the source of this 2678-nucleotide messenger RNA. It is a transcript of the gene nt5e, whose product is annotated as 5'-nucleotidase, ecto (CD73). The record is from RefSeq and is a predicted model, not a curated record. The transcript is spliced from 9 exons. The coding region runs from base 59 to 1798 and encodes 579 amino acids. Gene Ontology annotation, molecular function: nucleotide binding; 5'-nucleotidase activity; metal ion binding. Gene Ontology annotation, biological process: AMP catabolic process. Lineage: Eukaryota; Metazoa; Chordata; Actinopteri; Gobiiformes; Gobiidae. Gene Ontology annotation, cellular component: plasma membrane.
CUCUCCUCGUUUUUCUUCUCUGUCACGUCACUGAGCCGGUUGACUUUUUCUUGGUGCGAUGGAAGUUCCACGUAUUUCCCGGUGCUCCCCCGAGUCUCUGGCCGGGCUGGGGGCGCUCCUCCUCGGGCUGCUCUGCUCCGGUUCCGCGGGGUUCGAGCUGGUUCUUCUGCACACUAACGACGUGCACGCGCGCGUGGAGGAGACCAGCGUGUUCUCGGGGAAGUGCAGUAGGUCCAGAGGAGCGGAGUGCUUCGGAGGAGUGGCCCGGAGAGCGACUCUCGUCAGGCGGGUGCGGGGCAGCGGGCUCCCGGUGCUGCUGCUGGACGCGGGGGACCAGUUCCAAGGUUCCGUUUGGUUCAGUUUCUACAAAGGAGCCGAGGCCGCGCACUUCAUGAAUGCGCUGCGCUACGACGCCAUGGCGCUUGGGAAUCAUGAGUUUGAUAACGGUGUGCCCGGUCUGAUGGAGCCGUUCCUGAGGCAGCUCCAGUGUCCAGUGCUGAGUGCUAACAUCCGCACAGACCCUCCGCUCACCUCCUCCUUUGGCACCGCCUACAGCCCCUACAAGGUGCUCUCUGUGGGGGGAGAGAGGGUCGGUAUCGUGGGCUACACCUCCAGAGAGACACCCGCCCUGUCAGAUCCAGGGCCUCACGUGCACUUUGAGGAUGAGCUGAGCGCCCUCCAGAGGCAGGUGGAUAAACUGCAGACUCUGGGGGUGAAUAAAAUCAUUGCUCUGGGACACUCCGGGUUCAGCGUGGACCAAGACAUCGCCCGGUCGGUGCAGGGUGUGGACGUGGUCAUCGGGGGGCACUCCAACACUUUCCUCUACAACGGCCCCCCUCCCUCGGUGGAAGUCCCAGUGGGUCCGUACCCAGUCCUGAUCAAGUCUGUAGAUGGACGGCAGGUCCCGGUGGUCCAGGCCUACGCCUUUGGGAAGUACCUAGGACACCUGCGGCUCCGCUUCGACUCCGACGGGAACGUUCUGGAAGCCGACGGCAACCCAGUGCUCUUGGACAGCUCCAUCCCAGAAGACCCGGAGAUCCUGGAGCAGGUGGAGCAGUGGAAGCAAAACCUGAGGAACUUCUCAUCUCAGGUGGUGGGAAAAACCCUGGUGUUUCUCAACGGCUCCAAUGAAGAGUGUCGCUUCAGAGAGUGUAACCUUGGCAACCUCAUCUGUGACGCCAUGGUGGACAGCGCUCUGGGCUUCUCGGAGGACCUCCAGUGGAACCAUGUGAGUGCAGCUCUGAUGAACGGAGGAGGAGUCCGAAACUCCAUCGACGAGGAGACCAGGAACGGUUCCAUCACGAUGGAAGACCUGCUCUCUGUUCUCCCUUUUGGAGGAACCAUUGACCUGGUGUUGCUCAAAGGCUCCACUCUGAAGAAGGCCUUCGAGCACUCAGUCCACCGCUAUGGUCAGAGCACCGGGGAGUUCCUGCAGGUCUCAGGGUUCCAGGUGGACUUGGACCUGUCCAAACCUCCAUACAGUCGGGUCCAGUCUCUGAGGAUCCUGUGCACCCUCUGUAGGGUCCCGAUGUUUGACCUGGUCCAGGACGAUUUGGUCUACAAGGUUCUAGUGCCCUCAUACAUGGUGACCGGAGGAGACGGCUUCAGCAUGAUCCCAGAGGAGAUGGUCAAGCACAACAGCGGAGACUUGGACAUCACUGUGAUCUCCUCGUUCUUGUCCAAACGUGGUGUGGUCCACUCGGCCGUCGAAGGAAGAAUCCGGAUCCUGAACUCAGCCUCCAUGUCUGUGACGUCUUUGUGCGCACUGCUGCCCCUGCUGCUGUGGGGUGUGCUGUGAGCCGCAGAGGAUCCUGGGUAAUACGGUCCCCUGAGCUGCAGAGGAUCAAGGGCAGUGUCCAAAUGUCCACAAUGCCCCCUCCUUAGGGCACUAAAUGUCCACAGUGUCCUGGACAUUUAGUCAUUUAGUCCAGGACAUUGUGGAUUUAGUGCCCUAAGGACAUUGUGGACAUUUAGUACCUUAGGGCACUAAAUGUCCACAAUGUCCCCUCCUUAGGGCUCUAAAUGGGGUCACACAUUUUUAGUGGUGUCCGAAUGUCCAGUGACGGAAGUAAUGCACUGGUCACUAUAGUCCACAGUGCUUUGUGAAAGUCGUGAAAACCCCAGUGGACAGAGACAGGUCUUUAACUGGACACAACACGACUGAAUGAAGCAGAUGAAGCUCUGGUUUAUCUCACUGUUGAUUCUGUUAUGAAUAAAACACUCUUAAAUAAACCAUUAUGGUGUAAAGAUGCUAGUGUUAGCAGCUUUAGCUCAAGCUGUUAGCGAUAAUUUCCACAUCUCAAAAAGCUGAAUACUCCAUUUACGUGAGUUUGACAUAAAUGUGAGCGUAUUACUAGUGCAUAAAUACUUAUACUAAAUACUUAUUAUUUACGAGAUGAAUUCAGUUUUAUCGGAGUUUAGCCUUUUAGUCUUUAGUGUGGACCUUUUUUCAUCCAGAUGCCAGAAUCACGAGACCCGAAAAUAGUGAGCUGUCCCGCUAAAGAGUGUAGGGCAGAGGAUUGUGGGUCACGUGGUCCACUGAGCCGCGGAGGAUUGUGGGUCAUGUGGGGUUCAGGACACUGGACUCUUUUUUUCAGAGGAAAAUGCUUUUUAUGAUAAUAAUAUUUUAUGGUUAGAAAGUAACAUUUACAAAAUACAAAUAUAAAAAGGGUUUGAAC